AUUAGUCGCUUUCACGGCACUGAUUUGUGACUGACAGCCUGUUCAAGGACACAAAUUGAUUGCAGUCAAGACUGGACACACACAUAUUCUUGCAACAGUUCGGCCAUUGUGGCAGUUUUGUUCGUAAAAGGGUCGGCGAUGAACGCAACGAGGAAGGAGACGCGAUAGAAGAAAGAAGCGUAAAAGAUUCGUUCUGGGUCAUCUCCUGAGUGGAACCUGCGUUGUAUGCCACCUUCUCCUGUGUUUCUCCUGAUGGAUACCAGACCCGCCCACCCUUCUGCCUCCAUGCUGGCGGGCCCUGCCUCGCUGUGGCGGCUGGCUGAGAGGAGGAGCAGGAAGGCUGGUUCAGGGAACAUCUUCAGCAACGUGAACUUGUGGCAGCUUCAGAGGCUGUUCAGGGCGGCGGGCGACCAGGACGCGGAGCAGAGGGCCCAGCUGGUUUGGGGCCACAGGGAUGAAGCCGAACUGGCUCAGGCGUUAAUAGGACUGAGGGCAAGAAGUCACCGAAGAGGGCUGAGGACUAACGGAAGGGACGUGCUGGGCUCACACUGGCUGCAAGCCUUCAAUCACCUCAGGAUUGGGGAGAGCUCGCCGAGCAGCAAGGGGAAGGAUCCCGGGGAGGAGAGUGAUCCUGAAGCUCAGAGCAACCCAGAGGCCAGCAGACACACCUCAGCAGGGACGACAGGAAGAGAAACGGGGGCCAAAAUGGGACUAACUGAGAGCCAGAGUCCUGCAGGGACAUCUGAGAGACCAGCUAGAACCAGCUCAGGACUGAGGAGAGGAGGAGAGAACAACCCAGAGAGAUACCUCCACCGAAUACUCCACUAGCUCUGCUGUCAAAACUGGAGCAAGGUGGAAUUAACUUCCAUGAAAAGUAAUACGGGCACAGAUAGGCUUGCCUGUGACCUUUACAGUUUCAGGUGAAACUGUGCUGCAAUUUGAAGGAAUAGAAUAGUUCUCAUAUUGCCACAAUGUCUGGUCUUUUAAUGGCAGAUGGCAGAACACUGGCACUGCACUGUUACGUGUUGCAGACACAUCUCCACUUGAGUCUUUCAGUAUUGACUGGCUCAAUGUGUCUCAGCUUUUUAUAAUGAUUGCCUCUCAAAAACUGCCUUAUGUGUUUUCCUAAAUUCAUCCUACCGUACAUACUUAGAAUUAUUACCAAAAUUAAUGUCGUAGGAGUGUAGAUAGUGUUGUAAUCAGUAGCUCAGAGGUGUACAAGUCAGUGGUUUUGAGCAGAACACUACAUGGCAAAGUUACUUUAAAAUUGGUCCCGUCUCCCUUUUGACUGAUUGAUUUAGUCUGAAUGCACUGAUAACAUAAAGCACAACUGGAUGUGCUUACAAACAGUUGUAUCAUUUUUUUUUUUUGUACCACAAAAAGCCAUACAUGUAGUUACAUAUAAUAUUCUUUAUGUAUAUUAACUUAGAGAAGAUGUUAAUGUCUUGAUUUUGUAUUUACACUACUUGAUGUCACGAAAAGGAACAAACGUUCCAACUGAGCUGCGUUAAGUUUUACACCCCAUGUUCCUGGUUAUGUGCGGGGUCUGUUACACAAUACUAGAAAGUGUAAGAUUGGGAGAAAUAUUGGAAGUGAGGACGUGGAAGUAAUGUUUGUUUCCUAACAUAGACGUCAUUGCACAUUCAGGGAUGAUGGGUAAAAUGUCAUCGUACUGAUUGAACACGUACUUUAAACGUUGCACCGGGGACUUACGCUUGUCAAUGGUUUGUAUUUCAUUAAGGAGAGAUCAAUAGAGAGAUAAGCAUGUUUACUGAGGCUGACAACAGAGAGGCACUGUAGCGAUAAGACACAGCUGAUGUGAUGCAUCUUUGAUAAGAAUAGACGAGUGCAGACAGGAAAUGGGAAGAAUCCUCCUGGCAGUGGUGGAGUCAGUGAGGUGUUUUAGUUGAAACACCUGGGUCGCCCUGCUGGAAAAGGUGAUGUGGCAGAAUCAUAUGUCUGAAAUUCAGAAUGACAGAAGCAUGGUGACAUUCAAAGAGCAGCCGACUGAUUGGCUCGGCACCGUGCCAUCAAAAAUGGAUGAAAGGAGUUUUGCGACAGAGUGGAAAUGAGGGGAUUGGUGGCGCAGAUCAAAGUGUAAUUGCAGGAUGAUAGCCGGAAUUCCCAAUGGAAGGAGGAGUGAGAGGUUAAAGAUCUUCCUUAUUGAAUUUUCAAAAAAAAAAAAAAGCUUUAUAUUGUAAAACUUGAAUUGUCAAACUGCGCAGACCAAAACCGAUAAAUUACAAGUGCAAGGUCUCAUUGUGCAGGAACUUGAAAAAGCAAUAAAUCAUUAAACGUUCAUGGUACCAGUGUGAAACCCGCUGUGCCUAUGAAAAACAAACCUCAUCAGAUUGCUGGAAACUUGAAGAAGCUUUUUGACAAAACUGUUUGAUGUGUCAUUUUUAGAGUUAUGGUAAUAAAGUGAGUCUUUGUAUUUUUGUGUGAUUUCCUGUUUUUAUAUUGUAAUAUCUAUAGACUUGAAAUAAAAGAUGGAACUAGUAA
This is a messenger RNA of Stegastes partitus (bicolor damselfish), 2502 nucleotides long. It is a transcript of the gene avpi1, whose product is annotated as arginine vasopressin induced 1. The record is from RefSeq and is a predicted model, not a curated record. NCBI's taxonomy places the organism in Eukaryota, Metazoa, Chordata, Actinopteri, Pomacentridae. The coding region runs from base 226 to 828 and encodes 200 amino acids. The transcript is spliced from 3 exons.